CCCAGCCCUGCUCCUGGGGGGGUCCCUGCUCCGGGGGGGACCCAGCCCUGCUCCCGGGGGGGUCCCAGCCCUGACGGACCCCCCCCCCCCCACCGGGAGUCCUGCCUGCCCUGCAAUCCCAAGGGAAGGGUGUCCGGGGAUGCCCUGGGCACCCGCUCCAUACUUUGGGGGGGGCUGUGGGUGCUCCCAUGCCCAGGGGCUGCAGCCCCCCCCCCCCGAGGCCAUCCAGCCCCCCGCCUGCUCUCGGCAGGGCCCGGGCACAGCCGUGGGGUGGGGGGAGGCCGGUCAAGGUCCCCCCAGCGUGUCCAGGCUGCCCGGGCAGCGGGGGCACCCGGGGCCGUGUCCAGGCACCGCGCGCUCGCCCCGCUCUGCCCCUCCUGCUGCGCCCUACAUAGCUCCUCUAUAUUAUGCAAAUGAGCUAUAAGGGGCUAUUAUGCAAAUGAGAGGGGGCUGGCGCUGCCUGGCACUGGGUCGUCCCCAACCCCGGCCCCGGCGGCACAGAGGGGACAGCGGGGAUGGCGGGGGCCGCAUCGCCGGCCGCCUCCGCCCUGGUGUCCGGGGGCUGCCGGGGGGCUCCGGCUCCUCUCGCCGCUCUCCCGUAGCGCGGAGGGACCCGCAGGAGCUCGGCCGGGAGCCUGCCGCCGCCGGCCCCGCCAUGGGCAAGCAGAGCAGCAAGCUGCGGCCGGAGAUGCUGCAGGACCUGCGGGAGAACACGGAGUUCUCCGACCUGGAGCUGCAGGGCUGGUACAGGGGCUUCCUCAAGGACUGUCCCUCCGGCAUCCUCAACGUGGAGGAGUUCAAGAAGAUCUACGCCAACUUCUUCCCCUACGGCGACGCCUCCAAGUUCGCCGAGCACGUCUUCCGCACCUUCGACACCAACGGCGACGGCACCAUCGACUUCCGCGAGUUCAUCAUCGCCCUGAGCGUCACCUCCCGCGGCAAGCUGGAGCAGAAGCUCGCGUGGGCCUUCAGCAUGUACGACCUGGACGGCAACGGCUACAUCAGCCGCGAGGAGAUGCUGGAGAUCGUGCAGGCCAUCUACAAGAUGGUCUCCUCCGUGAUGAAGAUGCCCGAAGAUGAAUCGACUCCGGAGAAACGAACGGAAAAAAUCUUCCGACAGAUGGACACUAAUAACGACGGGAAGCUGUCGCUGGAGGAGUUCAUCAAAGGCGCCCAGAGCGACCCGUCCAUCGUGCGCCUGCUGCAGUGUGACCCCAGCGGGGCCUCGCAGCUCUGAGCCCACCACGGCCCCCCCCCGGCACCCCGCGUCCCGGCACACGCCGCCCCGGCCCCCCCCCCCCCCGUGCGCCCCGUCUGGGCGGUGCCGGCGGGGAAGGGGCACCCGCCCCGUCUUUUAAUACCUGCAGAAUAAAGUUUGUCUCAGUGCA
Messenger RNA from Dromaius novaehollandiae (emu), 1388 nucleotides. RefSeq names its product hippocalcin (gene HPCA). The transcript has 3 exons. Gene Ontology annotation, molecular function: calcium ion binding. The record is from RefSeq and is a predicted model, not a curated record. The coding region runs from base 434 to 1237 and encodes 267 amino acids. Lineage: Eukaryota; Metazoa; Chordata; Aves; Casuariiformes; Dromaiidae.